CAAGAGAAGAGUAAUGUAAAAUGGGUGGGCACGCCACCAUUACCGUAAUGCACCCACCACCACGCUUAUCACAAAUCCUCUUUCAUCUUCACUGCCCUACAAUUCCACUUUCCCUUCUUUCAGCCUAAUCCCUUUCUUUUAUCCUAUUUCUUACCUCUGCUUUCUUCUUUUACAUUCCUAUACACUGGGAAAUCUUCCCCCUUUGCUCGUUCUCUUCUCUUCUGCUUCGCUCUCAUUCGCUUUUUGAUCUAAAGAUGGCUCCCUUUGCAACUGCAAUGGUGCCCUCUUCACACAUAUUCCACUUUCGGAAGCCAACAAAUCUUGUCUUCCCAAUUCGCUGCUCCACCACUGCUUCUCCUGCCCUGGUUUCCACCCGUUCAAAAGCUGCUAACUUUGAUUUGAUGACAUAUUGGGCUUCCCUAAUGGUGCAGAUCAAUCAAAAACUCAAUGAAGCUAUUCCAGUUCAGUAUCCUCCCCAGAUUUAUGAAGCUAUGAGGUAUUCAGUCCUUGCCAAGGGUGCUAAGAGAGCCCCUCCCGUUAUGUGCAUUGCUUCCUGUGAAUUAUUUGGGGGAAGCCGCCUUUCUGCCUUCCCCACCGCCUGUGCUCUUGAAAUGGUUCAUGCGGCUUCAUUGAUACACGAUGAUCUCCCCUGCAUGGAUGAUUCUCCCUCACGUCGUGGCCGACCAACAAACCACAAGGUCCACGGUGUUGACAUGGCAAUUCUGGCGGGUGAUGCACUCUUUCCCCUUGGAUUUCGUCACAUUGUUUCUCAUACUCCCCCCGACCUUGUGCCCGAGCGCUACCUCCUUCGUGUUAUUGCAGAGAUAGCCCGCUCUGUAGGCUCCACUGGUAUGGCGGCAGGGCAGUUCCUGGACCUCGAAGGAGGACCAAAUGCAGUUGGAUUUAUACAAGACAAAAAGUACGGUGAAAUGGGGGAGUGCUCUGCAGUGUGUGGAGGAUUGUUGGCUGGUGCUGAAGAUGAUGAAAUAGAGAGACUGAGGAGGUAUGGGAGAGCUGUUGGGGUACUAUAUGCAGUUGUGGAUGAUAUUUUGGAAGAGAGGUUGAAAGCUAAGGGUGGUAAUGACGGGAAAAAGAAGGGUAAGAGUUAUGUGGAAGUUUAUGGUGUUGAGAAAGCACAAGAGGUGGCUGAAGAGCUUAGAGUAAAGGCUAAGCAAGAAUUGGAUGGAUUUGAGAAGUAUGGGGAGCGUGUGGUCCCUCUUUACAGUUUUGUGGAUUAUGCUAUUGAUAGAAGUUUCACCAUUGAUGAGACCAGAGGAUGAUGGGUUCUUAGAGUUCGACUAUGUAUAGUUUUUCGUUGAUCUGACCCCGUUGAGGGCUAACUAUUGCAUACAGAACUUAUUUUAGAGCUUGGAAACGCAGGUCUACAGAAACAUCAUUUAGAGUUAGAUUGCCCACUUAUUGUUGGGUUUAUGUUGACUAUUCAAAGGGACGUGGAAGCCCCCAAGCAUGGACCCAAAAACAAGAGAGCAUUGUCUACGUGACUAUGUUGUUAGAUAUGCAUGAUGCUUAUAUUUCCAGUUUCUAUUUGUGAUACAAAGUUAAAAUACAACUCCCUAAAUCAGUAUUAUCCUUAAUAUAUACAUUUUACUCAUUAUAUGUUUUAAUGCAUAUGAA
Molecule: messenger RNA, 1635 nt
Organism: Arachis stenosperma
Lineage: Eukaryota; Viridiplantae; Streptophyta; Magnoliopsida; Fabales; Fabaceae
Product: heterodimeric geranylgeranyl pyrophosphate synthase small subunit, chloroplastic
Exons: 3
Coding region: 255-1280 (341 amino acids)
Biological process (GO): isoprenoid biosynthetic process
Molecular function (GO): prenyltransferase activity
Source: RefSeq, a predicted model, not a curated record